Molecule: messenger RNA, 2448 nt
Organism: Heterobasidion irregulare TC 32-1
Lineage: Eukaryota; Fungi; Basidiomycota; Agaricomycetes; Russulales; Bondarzewiaceae
Exons: 4
Coding region: 1-2448 (815 amino acids)
Source: RefSeq, a predicted model, not a curated record
AUGGACAAAACUACGUCUAUCGUCGCUGCAUUUAAUGCAGGAAAACAACCGUCACAACAUCAGAUUAAUGCCUGGAUCGACGCACUUCUAAGCUCUGAGCUCCUACAGGUCGGGCAGUCUUCCGUUGGGGGAGAGCUCAGCGAGAGCGGCGUCAAACUCGCCAAGGAUGCUCGAAAUAUUCUCCAGGCGUAUAAAGCCUAUGGCUCGAGCAAGAAUGCCGAUAAUCACCUUCAGGAUGCACUGUACCAGCUCACACAAGCAGACGUUUCCGCUUCCUCUCUCAAUGUUGAUGCCCCUAUGGACAGAGAAGAAGCGACUCGCGACUACCGCGCUGUUGCUUCCUCCCUUCGCACGUCUUUGCAAGUCCUAUGGACCAACGCAACGACGGAGGGCGGCGGCGUCUUCACCGAUUUUGCUUCCUUUUUACGCCUCUCAGUCGCAGACGCUGCAGAAGCCGUCAGCAAAACUGCCGCUCAUACUGCGGAGAACCUGAGGCAAACCGAGGAUGAAGUUCAAAGUGGAGACCGUGACGCCGUAGGAAGAAAAAGGAAGUCUCACGAUGAUGACGCCAACGCCGACGUGAAAGUCAAAUUUGAGAAGGGUAUGGACAGCGCAAAGGUCGCUGGCGCAUCGAUUAUCAGCGCAGGCCAGGAGGCCAAGUCCAAGGCCGACGACAUGGCUGCGAAAUCUAGCCAGAGACUCACUGAAAUGUGCACAAGGAUUGCUAAGCGUGCUCAAGAGGACGAGCAAUAUCGCAAAUCGCUCGAUACCAUCUUCGAUCUCGUGCAAAAAUGGCUCACCUUGACUCAAGACGCUGCCGCCGGCGCUUCGCAAGAGACGUCGCUUGAUUCCUUCAUCCACGACCCCACGCCGGACAAGCAUCUCAUCAAUGCCUUGCGAUCCAUUCGCACCCUCGUCGAGAAUAUUGCGGGUGGGAAGAGUCUCGAAGAUUUGUUUUCCGCCCUCCGCAAGUGCGUGCUCGACAUUCGUCGCGACAAGGACCUUCAGUCACUGGUGAACGACUUCCUUACCUUCGCCAAGAAGAGCUUUGCUACCGUCGGACUCGAGGAUGCCCAGGAGCAAGAACGCCAUGAUCUUAAGAGGCGCUGGAAGGAGUUGAUGGAGGGCGAUACUGAUUCUGCCAAGAGGUGGAAGGAAGACGUUGGCAGGUUACGGUCGCAGGUGGAAGCCUUCGAGGAUCGUGUGCACAAAGAUGUCGAACUCCAGAAGAUCAGGAAGGCGCAUGCCCAGUUCGGUGAUGAUCUGCAAGAGACGCUGUUCAAGGCAUCUGCUACAGGACUGCAGUUGUCGUUGGACCACGCAUCAUGGGUUUGGCAGGAUGCUUUCAACGCGUAUCUUCCGAGACUUCUGAGCUUGGUGCAGAGUGUUCCCAUUCCUAGAACCGAAUACAAAGAUCCCCAGGUAGAAUUCGUGUUGGAAGAUCUGGAUAUUUCGUCAUUCUCCAUCUUACCCGGUCACAUCUUCAUCCGAAAUAUCACCGACAUCGAUAUCACCGCGCCUGAGAACAGGGCUGCCACGACCGCCGUCGGCUCGCUCACACACGUACAUGUUAAAGCGCUCCAGCUUUCUCUGCGCGAAGUAUCGUUCUACUACCAAGACAAGACAGCUUCUCUCGGGCCUUCCGAGUUUACUGGUCUGGUUGAGGUGACGCUUCCUCCGCAGGGUAUCGACGUCGACGUCAAGCUGCGCAUGAUCCCAAACACGCCCGAGGGCCUGAAAAUGCGCGAGCAGUGUGGCGGGUAUCACCGCAUCGAGCGUGUCGACGUGCAGGUGUCGGAGGACGUUGCGUUUGUGAUCAAGCAGUCGAAUCACCCCGUCCUCGUGUCUGUGUUCAAGCCGAUCUUUAACGCGCGCCUCCGGGACACGCUCCAGACAGUGCUGAGAGAGCAGAUCCGCGCGACGCUGGAGUGGGCGGAUGGCAUGGCGUGGGACGUGGGUCGGCGCGCGGAGGUAUUCAGCGAUGCCGGCCUCGGCCAGGGCGCCUCGCUCGCCGCCGCAUUUUGGAGCGAGCUCGGGAGGGUGAAGAGAGAGGAAGGAGGGCUGUUCAGCGGGUGGCGGGCGAUGGGGACGGGCGUGGUGAAGGACAUCGGGAGCGGAGAGGGGGGCGGGAAGGCGAAGUUUGCGAUGGGUGCGGAGCCGCAGGUGAUCAGUGGGGAGAAGAGAGGUCCGAAGGGAACGCUGUCGAAGCCGUUAGGUGAGACCGCCAAGGAGAGCGUGGGUGAGGCGACCGGGCUGGAUGCGGGUCUUGACGCGGACACAGACAUUGAUAUAGAGGGCGUGGCAAGUCACGUCGCGGGAGGCGUGAAGGAGGGUGUGCAGAAGGGCGCGCAGACAGCGAGGUCGUUCAAGAGUUUGAUUGAACAUAAGAGAGAGCAGGAGGAGAACAGGCCUGGGUGGUCGAGUCCUGCUUUCGACGUUGGGCGUUGA